AUGACGAGCCUCCAGCUUCGCGCRCAUCUCGAGGACCUCCCGCAAGAACUCUACAAUGAAAUCUACGACCUCACCUUCACUUCGCCGGUCAAUACCAUCAUCUGUGUCGAGGAACUCCAAGGAGGCGCAGCAAGUCAAGCUCCAUGCCCAUGGAAUCUCAUGCAAGUCUCCAGCGGUACUAGAACUAUGGUCGCCGCUUCAUACUAUUCGGAAAACGUCUUCAUCGUGCGCAAUGUCGACCUGCUUUUCACGUGGCUCGAUGGUAUGCCUUCGGUCAUGAGACAUCUACUCAAGGAUGUUCGAUGUCGGAAACAAAUCAACGACUCCAUACUGGGACCAGGGGGACCAUGGACACUUCUUUUCUCCCAUCGAUAUAUCAGGGACUGGGUGGAGCGAAAGUGGCCCGAUAUGAUGGACAACAGUCUCACUCUUGGCUAUGUCGAGCCAAUCAAGGACAAGACUCUCCCCUCAACGGAGCAAGCCAGAGUCGAGAAGUGA
Ramularia collo-cygni is the source of this 498-nucleotide messenger RNA. RefSeq lists its product as uncharacterized. The coding region runs from base 1 to 498 and encodes 165 amino acids. The record is from RefSeq and is a predicted model, not a curated record. The transcript has 2 exons. Lineage: Eukaryota; Fungi; Ascomycota; Dothideomycetes; Mycosphaerellales; Mycosphaerellaceae.